This is a messenger RNA of Populus nigra (black poplar), 1137 nucleotides long. RefSeq names its product NAC domain-containing protein 90-like. The transcript has 3 exons. The coding region runs from base 16 to 810 and encodes 264 amino acids. Gene Ontology annotation, molecular function: DNA binding. Gene Ontology annotation, biological process: regulation of DNA-templated transcription. The record is from RefSeq and is a predicted model, not a curated record. NCBI's taxonomy places the organism in Eukaryota, Viridiplantae, Streptophyta, Magnoliopsida, Malpighiales, Salicaceae.
AUAAGUACAUGAUGCAUGCUUAUACAGCUCAGGCUGACAAGGGAACAAGACACAAGAACAAGAACAAGAAUGGAGGAACUCCCUCUAGGUUACCGCUUCUACCCAACAGAAGAAGAGCUGAUCUCCUUCUACCUGCAUAAUAAGCUGGGAGGGGGGAGGCAAGAAAGUCUACAACGUGUUAUUCCAGACAUCAGCAUUUACGACAUCGAACCAUGGGAACUUCCAAAGCUUUCAGGAGAACUAUGUCAGGGAGACACCGAGCAGUGGUUCUUCUUUACACCCAGGCAAGAGAGAGAAGCUAGGGGAGGGAGACCUAACCGGACUACAGCAUCCGGGUACUGGAAGGCCACAGGCUCUCCUGGUUAUGUUUACUCGUCGGACAAUCGUGUGAUUGGAUUGAAGAAAACCAUGGUGUUCUAUACGGGAAAAGCUCCAAGAGGAAGAAAAACCAAAUGGAAGAUGAAUGAGUACAGAGCCAUUGAAGUUCAUGAAUCUUCUAGUAAUGCUACUCCAAAGUUGAGGCAUGAAUUCAGCUUGUGUCGAGUCUAUGUGGUAUCAGGAAGCUUUCGUGCAUUUGAUAGGCGGCCACUAGAAGCUGUGACAAGAGAGACGCAGCUUCUUGGAGAUGCAGCUACAGCAUCUGCUCAGGGCCCUGAUCCAACUGUGGAUAUGACAAGCUCACCUGAAACGUCAUGCUCAGUGGAAGAUCAUGUUGAUCACCCAGGGACUGCAGCAAGUGCCAACUGGGGCUCAGUAGAUGGUCUAGAACCACCUGCAUGGGAAUGGCCAGGACAACUGGAUUGGCCCUGAGAAAAAGCAAACGUAGAUUUGUAGCCCAGUCCCACAAGACUAGGUAGUUGUCCUAAGAUAGAAUAUGCAUGCAUGGCCUUACCUUACCUUCAAAUGUAGUAAAUUCUUUUUUCUUCAUGUAGCAUGAGGAGAGAUAAAAAAUAAAUAAGAAAAGGGAAAAUAUUCAGGAUAUGUGAAAUAGGAGACUUUGUAUUCAGUAUGAAAACUAAGUUAGGCAUAUUAACCAAGAGAAUUACCAAGUGUAGGAGAAGAUGUCAUUCACAGGCUCUAAUCAGUAACCUGUUUCAGAUUCAAAUUAGAAUGAAAGCGUCAUCAUCAGUUUGAAGA